AUGGGGAUUCCGACUUCUGUCAAAAGGUCGCUAAGACUGUGCGGUGAUUUCGAGUAUGCUAUGCCGGUCAUAGCAUACUAUCUCAAGCUGUACGUGGUUGAAGAGCUGCUUGGUCUGGCGGAAAGAGACGAAGAAGUAAUCGAAAAUGCAACGAAACUUCUGAACGAAAUCGAAGAAUUUAAACAGGGUGCAGAAGACGAGGCGGUUUUGCAGCUUCUGAAAGACCAGCAUAAGGCCAUGGUUUAUUGUCUGAAUUUUGCGUUAUCGCUAUACAACGAGCAAUUAGCGAAAAUACAGGCCAACAACCUUGGAAACGAUCUUUCCAGAGCCCUGUGGUGCUGCGUGGACUUGCUGACUGCCAUAUUGGCCCUGUGGGGAGGAAAGGAAGCAACGAAGGACGAAGUAAGUCAAUGCCAGAAAAGAAUCAAGAUGUGCAAACUGCUUCUGAGCAAACUGGCUCGUGGAGAACUGGGAGCAAACGUGGUUGGAAGUCUGUCUCCGGAGGUCAAUCAGGAGCCUCCGCAUUCGAAGAUGCCCCAAAACGAUGUACAACCAUUGGAUGACGAAGAGGAAGAGAUUGAGGAAGAAGAGAACGAGUCUGAUGUUGAUCCCGAAAAGGUGGAAGAAUUUAUAGCCAGUCUGGAACGGGAGUCCGCGCUGACUGAGGACCCUCAGAAAAAAAUGGUGUCAGACGACGCCAAGGCUGAUACCACACAAGAAAGUAAAGAAACGGACGAUCUAAUCCGCAAAAUGCGCGAGCUGGACGCGGAGCCUGUAUCGCCAGAAGACUCUUCAGAGCCAGAACUGCAACUGCCGCAAGCCCCAACACAUAUUGGCCAGCCACCCGUUUUCCUCGACGAUGAGAACAUCGAUCCGGUCGAAGAAGCAGUUCAGCCUACAAUUGUGACGCAAAAACCGAUUCAUUACAACCCGGACGACCUAAAAAGUAUGUGGAACAGAGAGGAUCAAAUCGCAGCAAUUCAGAAAACAGCGAGAUUUGCUAUAAGCGCCCUAAAUUACGAAGAUCUCAAGACUGCAAAACUAGAACUCACUAAAGCACUACAACAACUGGAGGAAAUAGAAUAA
Lachancea sp. 'fantastica' is the source of this 1086-nucleotide messenger RNA. The record is from the annotation of a GenBank genome assembly. Lineage: Eukaryota; Fungi; Ascomycota; Saccharomycetes; Saccharomycetales; Saccharomycetaceae.